AAAGUUGGUGUCUGCAUCACACGCACAUCUCUCAGCGCACACGUAGGUCUGAGAUUAUUAUGUGUGGGAGGUUGAAGAUGGUCAGAAAGUGUAUUCGUUAAUGUCGGCAGCCUGUUGUUUUCUCUCUCUGUAAACGGGGAGACGCGCCGCUAACUGUCGGUGAAGACACACAGCCGUUGGUUUCCACCUCUCUAUCCCGACUGUUGCAUUACGGGGCUGCGGCUGGCAGAAAGCCCGGUGCGAACAUCGAAAUGUGGGAACAGGAGGAAUUUGCAAAACACUGGAGGAAUGAAUUUCCCGACGGAGAAGUACCUCGGAUGGACCUGAACUCCGUGGAGGACAUCGAGUCGGAGCUGGAGACGUGUAAGUCCAACCUGAAGAGGCUCCAGAAGGCUCUGGCGGAGGAGAAAUUCAAGGUGAUCUACCUGGAGACCACCGUGGCUCGACAGAAACGACACGGCUUUGAAGGCAAAGAUGAAAACUUUAACGCGGACACAUUUGGGAAUAUUAGGAAGCCGAUGCGGCGGGACAAUGAGGUCGACGGGGAAAGGACCAGGCUGCCUGACUUUGGAGCCUUGAGGCUCCACGCGGCAGGUAACACAGCGGGGGUCAUCGCCUCCUUCGGCCGGGAACGGAGCAGGUUCAGCGGCAAUAAAGGUAAGCCCGUCCCCAUCCCUGUCCCGCCUCAGAAACCCAGCUUCAUGAGAGGGAGCGCGGCCUCGACCAUCGUCGCUAAGCCCAAUGACAACGAGGAGAGCAGCGACCGAGAAUACGAGGAUGCGGAGCUGAAUGAGAAUUUCGUCAGGAAUAACUUGUUGGCACCAAAGACCGGCGGCAGGGACAGCCAGAGGACCCACUGGGACAGCCGGCGGCCUUUCCGACACAGUAGGGACUUUGACUCCGGCGACGACGGCAGGCUGUCCCCGUCCUUCCCGCACAUUCACCGCAGAGCCUCCCGCGGCUCCGGAUGCAGCACCCCUGACAGGAGGAGUGACGGGUACCUGAGCUCCGACCAUGAGGACUCCUCUUCUGCAGAUUUUAACUACAACACAGAUGGCUACGAGGGAGACGGGGCGGAGGACGGCAAGUCUCAGGAUGGCUCGGAGACGCUGCCCUAUAUAGAUGAAUCGCCCACCAUGUCUCCCCAGCUGUGCGCACCCCAAGGGCCCGAUGGAGAAACGGUCUCCCCUACGCCACCAGAGGGCCUGCUGCCUGGGGGAGACACAGAGAAGGGGCUGGAAAUGAAGAAACUGGUGCUGUCUGGUUUCUUGGCCAGCGAGGAGAUUUACAUUAACCAGCUGGAGGCCCUGCUACUGCCCAUGCGUCCUCUGAAAGCCACAGCCACAACCUCCCAGCCCGUGCUGACCAUCCAGCAGAUAGAGACCAUCUUCUACAAAAUCCAGGACAUCUUCGAGAUCCACAAGGAGUUCUACGACGCCCUCUUACCCAACAUCCAGCAGUGGGACGAGAAGGUCACUGUGGGACAUUUGUUCCAGAAGCUGGCCAGUCAGCUGGGUGUGUACAAAGCCUUUGUGGACAACUACAAGGUGGCGCUAGAGACGGCAGAGAAAUGCAGCCAAGCCAACAGCCAGUUCCAGAAGAUAUCUGAGAACCUCAAGGUAAAAGGUCCUAAAGACUCCAAAGAUUGUACCACAACUAUUUCAAUGGAGGCUCUCCUUUAUAAGCCGAUUGACCGUGUCACCAGAAGCACCCUGGUCCUUCAUGACUUGCUGAAACACACCCCCAAGGACCACCCGGACUUCCCCCUCCUGCAGGACGCCUUGCGGAUAUCUCAGAACUUCCUCUCCUCCAUCAACGAGGAGAUUGACCCUCGCAGGACCGCCGUCACCACGCCCAAGGGAGAGGCCCGUCAGCUGGUGAAGGAUGGCUUCCUGGUGGAGGUGUCAGAAAGCUCCAGGAAGCUACGGCACGUCUUCCUCUUCACGGAUCUUCUGCUCUGUGCCAAGAUGAAGAAGACGGCUGUGGGCCGUCACCAGCAGUAUGAGUGCAAGUGGUACAUCCCUCUGGCGGACUUGACUUUCCAGACCCUGGAGGACUCCGACUCUUGCCCCAGCAUCCAAGUCCUGCCUGAGCAUGAGCUGGAGGAGAUGAAGAUCAAGAUCUCGGUCUUAAAGAGUGAGAUACAGAAAGAGAAGAAAGCACCGAAGGGUCAGAGCCGCGUGGAGCGUCUGAGGAAGAAGAUGAAUGAGCAGGAGUCGUGGCUGCUCACACACUCGCCCACCAUCCCCUUCCGCAUCCACAACAAACAUGGAAAGAGCUAUCUGUUUCUCCUCUCCUCUGACUACGAGAGGUCAGAGUGGAGGGAAAGCAUCCAGAAACUCCAGAAGAAAGAUCUCCAAGCUUGUGUAUUAAGUUCAGUCGAGCUCCAGGUCCUGACCAGCUCCUGCUUCAAACUCCGGACCGUCCACAACAUUCCUGUCACCAGUAACAAGGACGAUGAGGAGACUCCCGGCCUCUACGGCUUCCUGCAUGUGAUCGUCCACUCUGCCAAAGGAUUCAAGGAGUCCGCCAAUCUAUACUGCACCCUUGAAGUGGACUCAUACGGAUACUUUGUCAGCAAGGCCAAGACCCGAGUCUUCAGAGACACCACAGAGCCGCAGUGGAACGAAGAGUUUGAAAUUGAGCUGGAGGGCUCCCAGCACCUGCGCAUCCUGUGCUACGAGAAGUGUUACGACAAAAGCAUGCUCAACAAGGACGACAACGAGAUCGUGGACAAGAUCAUGGGCAAAGGGCAGGUCCAGCUGGAUCCUCAGACGGUGCAGUCCAAGAACUGGCACAUGGACGUCAUAGAGAUGAACGGGAUCAAAGUGGAGUUCUCCAUGAAGUUCACGAGUCGGGACCUCAGCUUGAAGAGAACGCCGUCCAAAAAACAGAGUGGGGUGUUUGGAGUCAAAAUCAACGUGGUGACAAAGCGUGAACGCUCCAAGGUGCCUUACAUAGUCCGUCAGUGCAUUGAGGAAGUGGAGAAGAGGGGGAUUGACGAAGUAGGAAUCUACAGGAUCUCAGGGGUGGCCACUGAUAUCCAGGCCCUCAAAGCAGCAUUCGACACCAAUACCAAAGAUAUCCUGGUGAUGCUGAGCGACAUGGACAUUAACGCCAUCGCUGGGACGCUGAAGCUGUACUUCAGGGAGCUGCCGGAGCCUCUGCUCACCGACCGCCUCUACCCCGCCUUCAUGGAGGGCAUAGCGCUCUCAGACCCAGCAGCCAAGGAGAACUGCAUGAUGCACCUCCUACGCUCCCUGCCGGACCCCAACCUCAUGACCUUCCUUACUCUGCUGGAGCACCUCAAACGGGUGGCUGAGAAGGAGCCGAUCAACAAGAUGUCCCUCCAUAACCUGGCCACCGUGUUUGGCCCCACCCUGCUCAGGCCCUCAGAGUCAGAGCACGCAAAGGGACAGCACAUCACCUCCGCCUCGGACAUCUGGUCACAUGACGUCAUGGCACAGGUACAGGUGCUGCUCUACUACCUGCAGCAUCCUCCCAUCUCCUUUGCCGAACUGAAGCGCAACACGCUCUACUUUUCCACUGACGUCUAACCCCCACCCACCUCCCUCAGGGCGGCACCUGGAGACGAGAGAGUGGGAGACUCCAGACAAACCUUGGUCCCUGCCACUCGGUCCUCCUGCCUCACCUCUCCUCCCAGCAGGCAGCUCAUCUCAUCUGUACAGCCCCCCGCCGAUCCAUCCACCCACCCCCACCCCCACCCCCACACCUCUCCUCUCCACACACCCAAACCAACCACUUCUACCCCCCCCCCCCUCCCCUUACCCUGAAAAGAGAUGGAGCCAAACAUGAAGGGAGGUGGUGAAGGAGAUUUCCUGGUCGUCUAAGUAGUCAUGCAUCAUGUCCUGUUUGUAAUGUGAGGAGAGCAGAGCCGCUCUCCGCCUCCAACCAACAAGACGACAAGGCAUUCUGGGAGCACAGUGGGAAAGGUUGAGGGGUCCGCAGGCCACAGUCCGGCGCGGUGGCACGGGAUCAUGCCCAACGCGUGUGUGGUGGUGUCAUCUCGUGAGCCCUUUCCAGACACUGGUUUAAUGAUCUCAGAAAAACCUCCAGCUUUUUUUUUCCUGAUCAGAGGCAUUCCAGAAAAAUGGCAUUUACAUGUUUUAUAAUUCUGUUCAACGGCUGUUUUUGUUUCCGUCUUCUGUCUUUCUGGCUUUGUGCAUGUGGUGGAGGAGGCUGGGGUGUGUGAGUGACGAUGUGGAUGUACUUGAGUGAGCGUGUGACUGUAUGUGCGUGUUUAAGGGACUAUGAGAACUUGUGAGGUUUAGAAGUGGCUGGGAAGCCGUCGUGAUAGAUGGCUGGCGAAGCGUCUCUCUGUACUGACAAACGAGAGAGAUCUGCCCUCCCCGGUGAGUCUCGGUCAAAUUAGCCCUAUUUAUUUUAAAUAUAUAUAAUAUGUGUGCCUGUACAGUUCUGUGCAACUAGAGAAAUGCUCCAAGGAGUCUGUUUUUUGAAGUUUAUUCAGGUAGUGAUGUUAUUUUUAGUCUGAUUUUCUCAUUCACCAUGUCCAUGGUUGGUAAGCUGUAACUGAAAAGAUCACCAGAAAAUCUGCCAAUUAAUUUCAGAUCACUUCGUAGAGGAGACAGGCCACUCUGUGACAUGAGGGUUGUUGAGAUAAAAAAAAAAAAAAAACACAAUGAAUGGAACAUUUAGCUUUUUUUCUUGUUGUUGCAUUGCAAGCCUGUUCCAAGUGUCUUACUGCACCGGUAUAAUCUAUAGGAUGAUUUGUGUAGUUGCCCUCAUUGCAUGUUCAGCUUGUCAAUCAAACCAGGCCGGGUAACACAAAGGUAGGUUGUCUCUGCGAGGCCCUGGCUACGGCUGGCAAACGCCCAUCUCUGCUCUGUACAAAGCCAACAACCUUUCUGCUAUCAAGCCUGCGACAUAUCUUAAAAUACUGUAAGCACUGCUAGAUGAGUACUAUUUGAUAUUUUUAAUAUAAGAUUAAAAUAAAAUAAAAAAUGUUGUAUUUUACUUCUUUGGAGAAGAAUUUCAAUAUACUGUAAUAUUGAGGCUAAAUGUUAAUGUGAACUUUUUCCCCCUUUUUUUUAGUAAAAUAAAAGUUACCAAAACACUC
Messenger RNA from Seriola aureovittata, 5098 nucleotides. It is a transcript of the gene abr, whose product is annotated as ABR activator of RhoGEF and GTPase. Gene Ontology annotation, cellular component: membrane. Bases 252 to 3557 code for a protein of 1101 amino acids. NCBI's taxonomy places the organism in Eukaryota, Metazoa, Chordata, Actinopteri, Carangiformes, Carangidae. Gene Ontology annotation, biological process: positive regulation of GTPase activity; intracellular signal transduction; protein phosphorylation. The transcript has 23 exons. Gene Ontology annotation, molecular function: protein serine/threonine kinase activity; GTPase activator activity; guanyl-nucleotide exchange factor activity. The record is from RefSeq and is a predicted model, not a curated record.